UUCUUCCGUGUUCCCAGUUCUUCUGAACGCGGCAUCAGGUAGAGAUGGCGUCCCUUUUGCAGCCUGACAGGGUUCUCUACCUAGUUCAUGGAGAGAAAAAGAUCCGAUCGCCGUUGUCGACACUUUAUUUUUGCCGGUAUUGCAGUGAAUUGCGUUCCCUAGAAUGUGUGUCUCACGAGGUGGACUCACAUUACUGUCCAAGCUGCCUGGAGAAUAUGCCUUCAGCAGAGGCAAAGCUGAAGAAGAACAGGUGUGCCAACUGCUUCGACUGCCCAUGCUGCAUGCACACCCUGUCCACCCGGGCCACCAACAUCCCAGCCCCUCUUCCUGACGACCCCAGCAAGACGGCCAUGAAGAAGGCCUAUUACCUGGCCUGUGGCUUCUGUCGCUGGACAUCCAGAGAUGUGGGCAUGGCUGACAAGUCUGUGGCCAGUGGAGGAUGGCAGGAGCCGGACAAUCCUCAUACUCAACGGAUCAAUAAACUGAUAGAGUAUUACCAGCAGCUGGCCCAGAGGGAGAAACUGGAGAGGGACAGGAAGAAGCUGGCCAGGAGACGACCCUAUAUGCCACUGGCCUUCUCGCAACACACUAUUCAUGUGGUGGAGAAGUAUGGUCUGGGUACCAGACUACAGAGACAGAGACCUGGAGCUCCUAUCACCAGUCUGGCUGGUCUUUCUCUGAAGGAAGGUGAAGACCAGAAGGAGAUUAACAUAGAACCAGCUCAGGCCUUAGAUGAAGUGGAGCCACUGCCUGAAGACUGCUACAACAGACCCAUCAACCUACCUGAGGUGACCACCUUGCGUCAGCGGCUGCUCCAGCCUGACUUCCAGCCUGCCGGAGCCUCUCAGCUCCACCCCAAACACAAACACCUGCUCAUCAAGCGCUCUCUGCGAUGCAGGAAAUGUGAACACAAUCUGAGCAAGCCAGAAUUUAACCCAACUUCAAUCAAGUUCAAAAUCCAGCUGGUGGCUGUGAGUUACAUCCCUGAAGUCAGAAUAAUGUCCAUUCCAAACCUGCGCUUCCAGAAGGAGUGCCAGGUGCUGCUCACCCUGACCAACCCAGUGGAGAAUAUUACCCACGUCACCCUGGUGGGCUGUGAGGAGGGAGACCCGGAGGACAUCAACACCACUGCUAAGGUGAUGGUUCCUACCAAGGAGUUGGUCCUGGCAGGGAAGGAUGCAGCGGCAGAAUACGACGAGUUGGCUGAGCCUCAGGACUUCCAGGACGACCCAGACGUGGUGGCCUUCAGGAAGUCCAAUAAGAUUGGUUUCUUCAUCAAGGUGGUCCCUCAGUGCGAGGAGGACGGGGAUGUCACGGUGUCCUUCAAGAUCCGCCACGACUUCCGCAACUUGGCGGCUCCCAUAAGGCCGAGCGAGGACGGCGAUGCCCCCACCGAGGCCAUCUGGCUGACACACCACGUAGAGCUCAGCCUGGGGCCGAUCAUAGCGUGAAGAGCUUACACACACACACCGAAUACAUAUCUUUUACACACACACACACACACACACACAUAAGCAGAAACUCAAAAUACACAUAUACUAAGUAUACUAAACAUAAAGCUCUUUCCAUGACAGACUGACCAGGUGAAUCCUUCGAAAGCUAUGAUCCCUUAUUGACUUCAGUCAGUGUAGAUGAAGGGGAGGAGAUGGGUUUAAAGAAGUAUUUUCAAGCCUCGAGACAUGGAUUGUGUAUGUGUGACAUUCAGAGGGGGAAUGGGCAAGACAAAAGAUUUUGAAGUGCCUUUUGAACGGGGCAUGGUGGUAGGUGCCAGGCGCACCGGUUUGACUGUGUCAUCAAAUGCAACUUCAACUCUUUUCACACUCAACAGUUUCCCGUGUGUAUCAAGAAUGGUCCACCACUCAAAGGACAUCCAGCCAACUGGACACAACUGUGGGAAGCAUUGCAGUCAACAUGGGCUAGUAUCCCUGUGGUACACCUUUCUACACCUUGUACAAUCCAUGUCCCGAUGAAUUGAGGCUGUUCUGAGGGCCAAAGGGGGGGGGGGGGUUCCACCUCAUGUUCCACCUCAGGUUCCCAGGUUCCUAAUGUUUCGUAUACUCAGUAUAUAUAGUAGAACAAGAGAGAGAGGACACACUAACAGAUAUACAACACACACACACACACACAGUGUACAUGCAUUGGAUCAAAUAUCUCACACACACACACUUUUCUGUACCCCUAGCAGUUCCAGAGACCCUUUCCUGCUUCACGCUUCAAUUUAGGCAUUAUCUUCAUCAUCCUCCUCUAAGGAUGAAGAUUAUUUACCUGCAUGCUAUGCCAGGCUACAUCUACCUACUAAUAAAUGUAUCUUAGAUGAUGUCAUUACUGUACUCCUCUCUGGGUUGAAGGUAGGGUGAGACUGUCAUUACUGUACCUCCUCUCUGGGUUGAAGGUAGGGUGAGACUAAGGAUUUGGGAGUUAUUUUUGCUGUUGUCUUCAGUACUAAAGUCCAGUCAGUUCUAUUAGCAGUAUUGAAGUAGUGAGACCUGUAAACGUGUCAGUUUGUCUGAGGUACUCUGCAGCGGUAAGAUUAUAUUGCUUUAACACUAUCGGUCAAUUAUACAUUUUAAUUAAAUGUAAAGUUUAUAUUGAUUGGAGGGUUUCUACUGAAGAUGUGACCAACAAGGAGGGGCUGGUAGCAAUGUAUUACCUUUCACUGGUACCAUUCUGAUUUGUCUGGGACGAAUUUCCCCCUUGGUUUGUUAGACAGAGCCUUACAACAAGGUUAACCUGUACUGGCUAAUAAAAUUAAUGUUUUAAAAACA
Molecule: messenger RNA, 2765 nt
Organism: Salvelinus fontinalis (brook trout)
Lineage: Eukaryota; Metazoa; Chordata; Actinopteri; Salmoniformes; Salmonidae
Product: dynactin subunit 4-like
Exons: 14
Coding region: 45-1451 (468 amino acids)
Cellular component (GO): dynactin complex
Source: RefSeq, a predicted model, not a curated record